AUGGGUCCCAUAAAAGGAUUUUGGACCUACCAUCUUAUGGAAAAAGCUGCUCUUCAAGGCCUAGUGAUUGGAGGGAAUAAAAAUGAAAAGAUUUCCUCUAAGAGGAUUUUUGUUAUUGGGCGAGGUAAAUGCAAGAUAAGUUGCAUAUUUUCCUCUUAUAUUGAAAGCGACUCUAAUGCUAAUUUUCCCGUUUAUAAGCCAUCAUGCCUUGCAAUUUCAUUUCCAAGAGAAACUUCUAAUCCUCCUGAAGCAUUUGCUAGGGUGGCACCCCAAGAUGCGGAAGAGGUUAAGUUCUACAAAGUUGUCCUUUGUCCAGAGGAUAAGGUUGACAUCCAUCUUCUUUUUACCGAAUUCCAACUUGUCUGCUUGAAUCAUUUGGAGGUAGCUCCUAGGCAACUAUACCCCAACACAUGGGCCUUCGUCCGCUCUUUCGAGUUGCUAUCUGAAGUUCUUCUUAUGAGGCCCGCACUAGGUUCACUCUUCAAUCUUUUUGAAGUGUCCAAGUAUGAUACAUGUUGGUCAAAUCCUAAUGUUAAUAAUUCUGGAUCCGUUGCUACUAAGGAAAAAUUUGGGAAGAAAACCGUAGUGGAUGGGAUUUCAAACCUUGAAUCCCAAAGGAUUCAAACUGAUGAUAUCUUGGGCUUCGAUGGCUCUAAUGGGAUGGGGUUUGAUGAAAACAAAGAAACUGGACAGACAAGUGAGGCUGCAAAGGAACAAGAAGAGCACCAUGAGCCAUUGAGCAGGCAACCCAGUGAAUCUUCAAUCUAUGCAACUGAGGAGGAAGAAGAUGAAGAUGGAACCAAAAUAGAGUUGGGUCCACAGUGCACACUUAAAGAACAACUUGAGAAAGAUAAGGAUGAUGAGAGUCUAAGGAAAUGGAAAGAACAGCUUCUUGGGAGUGUGGAUGUGAGCAACAUUGGAGGUAUCUUUCCAGAAAUUCUUGAACCUGAAGUGAAAAUUACAAGUCUGUCUAUCAUCUCUGCUGGUAGAGAUGACAUUGUUCUUCCCAUUCCUGAAAAUGGAAAACCAAAGGGCUUAUGGUUUACUCUUAAAGAAGGUAGUCUUUACCGUCUGAAAUUCACCUUUGAAGUGGGGAAUAAUAUUGUGUCUGGCUUGAAAUACACCAAUACUGUCUGGAAGACUGGUGUCAAGGUGGACAGCUCAAAAGAGAUGCUUGGAACUUUCAGCCCUCAACCCGAGCCUUAUACACACGAGAUGCCAGAAGAAACCACACCCUCUGGCAUGUUUGCAAGAGGACAAUAUUCUGCAAGAUCAAAGUUUCUUGAUGAUGACAACAGAUGUUACUUGGAGAUCAACUAUACUUUUGAUAUUAGGAAGGACUGGGCUUGA
Molecule: messenger RNA, 1350 nt
Organism: Gastrolobium bilobum
Lineage: Eukaryota; Viridiplantae; Streptophyta; Magnoliopsida; Fabales; Fabaceae
Product: rho GDP-dissociation inhibitor 1-like
Exons: 8
Coding region: 1-1350 (449 amino acids)
Biological process (GO): Rho protein signal transduction
Cellular component (GO): cytosol; membrane; cytoplasm
Molecular function (GO): protein binding; Rho GDP-dissociation inhibitor activity
Source: RefSeq, a predicted model, not a curated record